ACCACCUAAUAUCUUCAUGAUUUAUGACAACUCAAUGCUGUCCGGUAAGGCGAGUAGAGUUAGUUAACCUAGUAAAUAGCGUUCGAACGAGUCAACAUUAUCAGGUAAUAAAAUUGUGUAAAAUGUGAAACAAUUACAUUAAAAAUCAAUUAAUUAUUAAAUUUUAGGAAAAUUAUAAAUAUUAAAUUGAAGUUAUAAAAAGUUAUGAGAAAAUAUCAUGUAUUUGUGGAAUAUCCGAAAUAAGAAAUUCAAUUAUUCUAAUCUACAACACAUUUAUUAAAGUUCCACAGAUUUGGCUUGGUCUAUAGUGCUACAGAAUGGCUCAAUCAUUAAAUGAAGUGCAUGAUGUUGUAAAUUACAGAACUCAGUGGACUGAUGCGAUGGUGAAAUUGCUGUUAACUGAAAUAAAUAAGCAUGUAGAAUCUUUUACGAGUCCAGUAAAUAAGCAAGUGUGGAAAAACAUUGCUGCAUCCAUGAAUACUCAUGGUUACAAUUUGUCGGCGGAAAAUUGUCACGUGAAAUGGAUUGGAAUGAAAAACAAAUAUAAAAAUAUAAAAGAUGCAAAUAAUAAUACAGGCGCAGCAAAAGAAACGGGAGCGGUGCACUUGGACACGGUGCAUUUGGACACAGCCAAUCACAGCACCGUAUGAUUAGAGACAUUUGUAGGGUCCCUUGGAACAGCGACUUGUGAUUGGACUGUGUCCAAUUGCCCCGUGUCCAACUG
Messenger RNA from Odontomachus brunneus, 724 nucleotides. Its product is annotated as trihelix transcription factor GT-2-like. The record is from RefSeq and is a predicted model, not a curated record. The transcript is spliced from 2 exons. NCBI's taxonomy places the organism in Eukaryota, Metazoa, Arthropoda, Insecta, Hymenoptera, Formicidae. Bases 318 to 650 code for a protein of 110 amino acids.